Messenger RNA from Gamsiella multidivaricata, 1422 nucleotides. RefSeq names its product S-adenosyl-L-methionine-dependent methyltransferase. Bases 195 to 1349 code for a protein of 384 amino acids. The transcript has 3 exons. Lineage: Eukaryota; Fungi; Mortierellomycota; Mortierellomycetes; Mortierellales; Mortierellaceae. The record is from RefSeq and is a predicted model, not a curated record. Gene Ontology annotation, molecular function: methyltransferase activity.
ACACACACACACACACACACACACACACACACACACACAUAAUUUCACAUACACACACAUAUACAUACAAUCAAUCUCUCACUCGUAUAUCUUUCUACUUCUUUAUCUAUCUUUCUAUCUUUCUACCUACCUACCUCUCUACCUGUCCAUUUACUAUAUCUUAAUUCACUCGGCCACAAUCCAUAAUAUAAACCAUGGGAACAUCACACUCGUCAUCGCGUACAUCCAAGGAUUCUUCCGCAGGAAGUUCAGGCCAACAUCAGACCUACAGUGGCAGCAAUAAUAGCAAAUACUCUUCGCGCAAUAACAGUGGCAUCGCACUCGAUCGUCAGCCAAGCAGUUCCUCACCACAUCCAUCCACCCACGGCAACGGCAGCCAUUCCUCGUCGCUCCAGAAGGCAUUGAGCAGGAGACGCUCCUCCAAUAGGACUGAGUCCAGCUCGAGUCAUGGCUCCGCCUCCCACAGCCACAGCCAUCACCACCCUUCGCAGCAGCUGCCAAGUCAUCAGGAGGAGGGCGAGGAUGAGUUCAAAUGGCAUAACGGUCGCCGUUACCACAACACAUCCAGCCUCUACAUGUUGCCAAAUGACUCCCAGGAAGUUGACAGACUUCAUAUGCAGCACUAUAUCUUCAAGGCGGCCCUCGACAAGAAUAUCCAUGUGCCUAUUCCGGACAAUGGACGUGUAAUCGACUUUGGCUGUGGACCUGCUACGUGGACAAUGGAUAUGGCAACCGAUAUGUCGACGAUCAACUUUGUGGGCGUGGAUAUCUCGCCCAUUUACCCAACAGCGAUCUUUCCCCGGAACUGUAAUUUCUACAACGAAGAUAUUCUGCAGGGGGUCUCUCAACCGGACGGGGUCUUUGACGUGGUCUUCCAACGCAACGUGACCUGCGGAUUCACAUUCGAGCACUGGCAAAAGGCGAUGAAGGAGGCCUACCGGGUACUGAAGCCCGGAGGAUACUACGAAUGUGUAGAAUCGGAUGUGACGAUCCAGGGAGCAGGGCCACAGACGAAUUUGGUGUUUGAGCAACUGAGGAUGUCGAUGGCGGUACGGAAUGUGGACCCGUCGAUUGUGAGAUCGCUGGAUCGACUCAUGGCAGCGGCCGGGUUCAAGGAGGUGUAUGUGAAGGAGUAUGCGAUCCCGGUUGGCGAAUGGGGCGGGAAGGUCGGACAGCUGUGGAAGCAGAAUAUGUUUGCGAUCUUGGAUACGGUGCAACCACACCUGGCAAAGACGGCGAGGAUGAAUGAAGGACAGGUGCAGGAUAUCGUCAGCGCGAUGCAUCAGGAGACGAAUUCGUACAAGGCACAUCAAAUCGUGUAUGUUACCUAUGGCAGGAAACCGCUGUAGUUCGUUCUUUAUUUUAUUUUUUUAUUUUUUAUUUUUUUUUCCCUUCUUAGAUCGAUCUACGGUCUUUAUUAUC